AUGCCCGUCAGCCCAACCAAGUUAGUGCAAGUGUCCUCCAGUAGACUCAGAGACUCUACAAAGUCUCAUCUGCAAACCAACCCCCAUCUGCAUCGACCAUGCCCACCCCCGAAUCACAGAACCACACUCGCCGGCGAACCGAUUCCCGUAUUCUCGAUUCGUGAAAAGCUACCUACUACUCAUCGAGGGCCAUACCGAUACCGAUGGGAGGGUGGGUGCUAA
Messenger RNA from Morchella importuna, 222 nucleotides. RefSeq lists its product as uncharacterized. The transcript is spliced from 2 exons. Lineage: Eukaryota; Fungi; Ascomycota; Pezizomycetes; Pezizales; Morchellaceae. Bases 1 to 222 code for a protein of 73 amino acids. The record is from RefSeq and is a predicted model, not a curated record.